AUGGACAAGAAAAGCAAAAUGCAAGCGGAGAAGCACCUCACAGGAACACUGGUCCUCUCGGUCUUCACUGCGGUGUUGGGCUUCUUCCAGUACGGCUACAGCCUGGGUGUCAUUNUUUGCCCAUCACAGGUGAUAGAAGCCCACUACGGGCGUGUGCUGGGCAUCGUCCCCCUGGACAGACUUGCCACCAACGCCUCCGAGGAGGAUGGCACCAUCCCCGGCACGGAGCCCUGGGGCAGCACCGAGGGCACACUCAUGCCCCUGACCAACUCCAGCGAGGACCUCGUCACCUCCCCGCACAUUCUCACCAUGUACUGGUCCCUCUCCGUCUCCGUGUUCGCCAUUGGCGGCAUGAUCUCCUCCUUCACCGUGGGGUGGAUUGGCGACCGGCUGGGGAGGGUGAAAGCCAUGCUGGUGGUGAACGUCCUCUCCAUCGCUGGGAACCUCCUCAUGGGGCUGGCGAAAUUCGGGCCGUCCCACAUGCUCAUCAUCGCCGGGAGAGCAGUCACGGGGCUGUACUGCGGGCUCUCCUCCGGACUCGUGCCCAUGUACGUCAGCGAGGUCUCUCCCACGGCCCUUCGAGGAGCGCUGGGGACGUUGCACCAGCUUGCUAUCGUCACGGGUAUCCUCAUCAGCCAGGUCCUCGGACUAGACUUUCUCCUGGGGAACGAUGAGAUGUGGCCCCUGCUCCUCGGUCUGUCUGGUGUGGCUGCCCUCCUGCAGUUCUUCCUGCUCUUACUGUGCCCCGAGAGCCCCCGAUACCUUUACAUCAAACUGGGGAAGGUGGAAGAAGCUAAAAAAAGUUUGAAAAGGCUCAGAGGAAACUGUGACCCAAUGAAAGAGAUUGCUGAGAUGGAAAAGGAAAAGCAAGAAGCUGCUAGUGAAAAGAAAGUCUCCAUAAGGCAGCUGUUCACCUCUUCAAAGUAUAGGCAGGCUGUCAUCGUGGCACUGAUGGUGCAGAUAUCUCAGCAGUUCUCAGGAAUCAACGCGAUCUUUUACUACUCUACAAACAUUUUCGAGAGAGCCGGAGUUGACCAACCAGUUUACGCAACCAUUGGUGUUGGAGUGGUGAACACAGUCUUCACUGUUAUCUCUGUCUUUCUGGUGGAGAAGACAGGCAGGCGGUCCCUGUUCCUGGCUGGUUUGAUGGGCAUGUUAAUAAGUGCUGUGGCCAUGACAGUUGGACUUGUGCUCCUGAGCCAGUUUGCCUGGAUGAGCUAUGUCAGCAUGGUCGCGAUCUUCCUCUUCGUCAUCUUCUUUGAAGUCGGGCCCGGGCCCAUCCCCUGGUUUAUUGUAGCCGAACUGUUCAGCCAAGGCCCGCGUCCCGCCGCCAUCGCCAUCGCUGGCUUCUGCAACUGGGCCUGCAACUUCAUCGUGGGAAUGUGUUUCCAGUACAUUGCGGAUCUGUGCGGACAGUACGUGUUUGUGAUCUUCGCGGCUCUGCUUCUUGUCUUCUUUCUGUUUGCGUACUUCAAAGUACCAGAGACGAAAGGAAAGUCCUUUGAGGAGAUUGCAGCUGUGUUCCGCCGCAAGAGGCUCCCAGCCAAAGCCAUGACUGAGCUGGAAGACCUGCGAGGCAGUGAGGAGGUGUAG
This is a messenger RNA of Balearica regulorum gibbericeps (East African grey crowned-crane), 1593 nucleotides long. Lineage: Eukaryota; Metazoa; Chordata; Aves; Gruiformes; Gruidae. The record is from RefSeq and is a predicted model, not a curated record.